GACAAACACCUGAUCGAUCUUGGCUGACCAAUUUGUUCAGUGCUUAGUGCUGUUGAUCAUCUGCAGUCACCCACAGUAGCCAAAUUAAUUAAGCAGGAAGGAAACCAUGUCUGCCGCGGAGGGAGCCGUCGUGUUCAGCGAGGAGCAGGAGGCGCUGGUGCUCAAGUCAUGGGCCAUCAUGAAGAAGGAUUCUGCCAACCUCGGGCUCCGCUUCUUCCUCAAGAUAUUCGAGAUUGCGCCGUCGGCGAAGGACAUGUUCCCGUUCCUACGCAACUCCGACGUGCCGCUGGAAACCAACCCCAAGCUCAAGACCCACGCCGUCUCCGUCUUCGUCAUGACGUGUGAGGCGGCUGCGCAGCUGCGGAAAGCCGGCAAGAUCACCGUGAGGGAGACCACCCUGAAGAGGCUGGGUGGCACGCACCUGAAGUACGGCGUGGCCGACGGCCACUUUGAGGUGACAAGGUUCGCUCUGCUGGAGACGAUCAAGGAGGCGGUUCCCGCUGACAUGUGGGGCCCGGAGAUGAAGAACGCGUGGGGCGAAGCUUACGACCAGCUCGUCGCCGCCAUCAAGCAAGAGAUGAAGCCUUCUGCUUAGGCGCAUGCAGCUCUCCGCUAUAUACCACCAUUCUAUUUCCAUCCACGAUCCGUCGAACCAUUGUUGCUUGGUCGGCGAUUCACUCGCGUCACCAUCACUUGCUGUUCUAAUGUUCCUCAGUGGAAAAAAAGAGUGUGUGUAUAUAUUAUUGUUUUUUUUUGUGGGGUGGGGGGAAUGGAUUUUGUGUUGUGUGUAAUAAAUCCUUUUAUGAUAAAUCGUGAGCUGACUAAAGAUCUGGAAGUUCAAAUAGAGAAAAA
Messenger RNA from Lolium perenne, 852 nucleotides. RefSeq names its product anaerobic nitrite reductase GLB1. Lineage: Eukaryota; Viridiplantae; Streptophyta; Magnoliopsida; Poales; Poaceae. The record is from RefSeq and is a predicted model, not a curated record. Gene Ontology annotation, molecular function: oxygen binding; heme binding.